Cryptosporidium ubiquitum is the source of this 945-nucleotide messenger RNA. RefSeq names its product Deg1p-like type II pseudouridylate synthase. Gene Ontology annotation, cellular component: cytoplasm; nucleus. The record is from RefSeq and is a predicted model, not a curated record. The transcript is spliced from 2 exons. Gene Ontology annotation, biological process: mRNA pseudouridine synthesis; tRNA pseudouridine synthesis. Gene Ontology annotation, molecular function: RNA binding; pseudouridine synthase activity. The coding region runs from base 1 to 945 and encodes 314 amino acids. NCBI's taxonomy places the organism in Eukaryota, Apicomplexa, Conoidasida, Eucoccidiorida, Cryptosporidiidae.
AUGGAAAUAAGUGGUAAUAAAAGGAAGAGGGAAUUCGGAAUUGAUUGGUCAUUAAUCGAGAUUUCAAGGUUCUUACUUAGGAUUUCGUACAUAGGAACUAAUUAUUAUGGAAUUGCAUUCCAGAAAGACGAUCAGGUACCUACAAUAGAAGGGGAGAUUUACAAAGCCCUGCUUCAGUUAAAGCUCAUUAAAGAUAUUGAUUCAUGUAAUUUGGUUCGAUGUGGAAGGACAGAUAGGGGUGUUCAUUCUGUUGGGAAUUAUAUUUCGGUUGACUUGAGAAUUCGCGCAAAGAACUUGGAGCCCUAUAAUUAUAUGGAGAUGUUAAAUGGCGUACUACCAUGGGAUAUUAGAGUCCUCGGUUUUUGCAAAGUUAGACCAGACUUUAAUGCUCGUUUUGAUUGUGAAUAUAGACUUUAUAAAUAUUUUUUCCCCCUGAAUCAUGUGAGAACAAAGACAUCUAAGUUUCCAAUGAUUCCGCCGGAACAAGUUCCACUAAUGGAUAAAGCUGCAAAGCAGUUCCUAGGAACUCAUGAUUAUAGAAGAUUCUGUAAGAUGGACUUAAAAAAUCGAAAAAACCAAACUUAUAUUCGAACUAUUUACGAAUUUGAUAUUUCCUUAGUUGAUGAUAAUAAAACAUUCGCCGUUGCUACAAUUAAAGGAUCCGCUUUUCUUUGGCAUCAAGUCAGACUAAUGAUGGGUAUUCUUUUUGAGAUUGGACAACGGAGAUUUGAACCAGAAAUCAUUACUAAAAUGCUAACAGAUGCGGAACAGAAGAAUGGUGCAGAUUUUUCAUUCCAAAUGGCCACUGAGCUUGGCUUGGUAUUGUGGGAUUGUGUGUUUAAAGAAUAUAAUAUUCAAUGUAAUAGAAGCUCAAUGAAGACUUUUCUAGAUGAGUCCGAAUCAUUAAAACUCAAGGCAUCACUAUAUAGUUUUAUUGGAUCAUAA